This is a messenger RNA of Trachemys scripta elegans, 1561 nucleotides long. RefSeq names its product LIM domain only 2 (gene LMO2). Bases 342 to 818 code for a protein of 158 amino acids. NCBI's taxonomy places the organism in Eukaryota, Metazoa, Chordata, Testudines, Emydidae. The transcript has 4 exons. Gene Ontology annotation, cellular component: nucleus. The record is from RefSeq and is a predicted model, not a curated record. Gene Ontology annotation, biological process: positive regulation of transcription by RNA polymerase II. Gene Ontology annotation, molecular function: transcription coactivator activity; DNA-binding transcription factor binding.
CUGUCUCUUUAAGUGUGAUUUCCUUCUAUUGUAUUUGAAUCGUGAUCAGGAAAAAGGAAAUGAAACCAGAGACUCGGGGCUGAGCUAAAUAAUAAUAAGGAUGAUGCUGAUCUCCGCAUCUGCGGCAUAUGCACCUAUCUCAGUCUAGAGCAUGUACAGAGCUGUCCAGGCAGAAAGCAUAAGCAAAGCAAAGGGGACUCCAGGGAGGAAAUCCUGUGAAUGUCAUUGGGGGGUGGAGGGGAAACUCAGCUGGUGAAAAGGCAUCAGGAGCAGACAGCCUUUGUCGGGGCAGAGGGGGCAGAUCCUACCAGAGACACACUACAAAGGAACAAGCCCUGCCAAUGUCAUCAGCCAUCGAGAGAAAAAGCCUCGAUCCUUCCGAGGAGCCAGUGGAUGAAGUGCUCCAAAUCCCCCCUUCACUGCUGACAUGUGGAGGUUGCCAGCAGAACAUUGGGGACCGUUAUUUCCUGAAAGCGAUCGAUCAGUAUUGGCACGAGGACUGCCUCAGCUGUGACCUGUGUGGAUGCAGGCUUGGAGAGGUGGGGAGACGAUUGUACUAUAAACUGGGCAGGAAACUCUGCAGGAGAGACUAUCUCAGACUCUUUGGCCAAGAUGGUCUUUGUGCUUCCUGUGACAAGCGAAUCCGGGCCUAUGAGAUGACUAUGCGAGUGAAGGACAAAGUAUACCACCUGGAAUGCUUCAAAUGUGCUGCUUGCCAGAAACAUUUUUGUGUUGGCGACAGAUACCUCCUCAUCAACUCAGACAUAGUAUGUGAGCAGGACAUCUAUGAGUGGACUAAGAUAAAUGGGAUGAUAUAGCCAGGACAUGCCUCAUAGUCAUCAAGAGGUAUCUUAUGGGUGGCACAAAUGCAUAGCUGCAAUGAGGAGAUAAUUGCUCAAACUAUGUGCUUUGUCUAAACUGGGGGGGAAAGACCACAGUGUAGGCCCUUUUCAGACAGCGCUACAUAGACUCUAAACUACAAGCAAUAGCAAAUAGACUGACUUCUAUUAGCAAAGGCGUAUUGACAAUAACUGACAUUAUCAGCCAUGUAGGCGAGAGUUGGGGAACAAAUACAUUGUGAUAAUGGAUUCUCAUAACUGGAAAUGCAGUAAUGACUUGUGUAAAGAGACAUUAUGACUUUGACACUCGCAGACUAGGAUUGUGCAAUUGAUUUUUCUUCCCAUCUUUUCUAGUUACUCUGUUUAGACAAUAGUUUCCAAUAUAGACAUAAGGAAGGACACUGGCGAUGAAGAGUCAGUCAGAGUCUCCAAAGCCUUAAGCUUUGUGCAGGAGAGUAAAUGGUUUUUUCGCAUGGAAAUCUCUCCCUCUCCCCUGAGAAUGAAAAGUGCAUCAUCUAGCCCCAAACAAUUCUUUCAAUAAAUUCUCAUGAAUAGCUGUUUUCAAGCAGCACUGUUUGAAGGUCAGAUGCUCCACAGAUCAUUUCUAUACAAAUAUAAAUCUAAAGAGUUGUUCAACUAUUUUAUUAAUUUAGAUUAUAUCAAUAAACUAUUUGUUGUGUGUAGUAAGAACUUGAAUGCUUUAAUAAAAACAACAAAAGGUU